Manihot esculenta (cassava) is the source of this 1820-nucleotide messenger RNA. Its product is annotated as phosphatidylserine decarboxylase proenzyme 1, mitochondrial. The record is from RefSeq and is a predicted model, not a curated record. Gene Ontology annotation, cellular component: mitochondrion. The transcript is spliced from 12 exons. Gene Ontology annotation, biological process: phosphatidylethanolamine biosynthetic process. Bases 149 to 1486 code for a protein of 445 amino acids. Lineage: Eukaryota; Viridiplantae; Streptophyta; Magnoliopsida; Malpighiales; Euphorbiaceae. Gene Ontology annotation, molecular function: phosphatidylserine decarboxylase activity.
GCCGUCAAUAGUCGUUGCCCAAACGGUGAAAUCCCUCGUCGUUUUAUCCCUUUACUUCGUCCAUUGCCCGCCCAAGACUCGUUCCUAAACCCGCUGAAAAACCCUAACGAAAUCAACUAUCUCCGUGAAUCAUACCAUUCCACAGAAGAUGAAAUUCCGCUUCUCCUAUAAAGUCCCAAUCUUCCCUCCUAAUUUACGACUCAACCAGCACCAUCACCAGCGCCAAUUCUUUACUUCGUUUCUUAAAAAGGUCCAAACAGCGUCUCAAGCACGUGCUUCCUUCAAUGGCAACGGUAGUAGCAACUCCCAAGGCAGUGCUUUUCUGUUGCCUGGUGCAACUGUGGCUACUCUACUUAUGCUUGGUGCACUUCAUGCACGGCGUCUCUAUGAUGACAAAAAGACUGAAGAGGCACGGGAAAAAGGAAUUGAGUUAGAGUUUCAACCGGAUGUAAAAGCUACAUUUCUUAGGAUGCUUCCUUUACGCUCCUUUUCGAGGUUUUGGGGUUCCUUGACAGGCAUAGAACUUCCUCUUUGGGUUCGUCCAUAUGUUUACAGAGCAUGGGCUCGGGCAUUCCAUUCAAACUUAGAAGAAGCAGCUCUGCCUCUUGACCAAUAUGCUUCUUUGAAGGAAUUUUUUGUCCGUGCCUUGAAAGAAGGCUCAAGGCCAAUAGACCCUGAUUCAUGUUGUCUGGUUAGUCCAGUGGAUGGCACUAUAUUAAGAUUUGGAGAGUUAAAAGGAUCAGGAGCUAUGAUCGAACAGGUCAAAGGUUUUUCCUACUCUGUUUAUUCUCUUCUUGGUGCUAGUUCUUUCCUUCCUAUGAUAGAUGAUGGGCAUGUCCAAGAAAACAGUAGUGAACAGCAAAGCAAUCUUCAUGAAAACAGUAAGAAGUCAUGGUGGAGAUUUUCUUUGGCUUCUCCAAAAGUCAGGGACACUGUGUCAGCAUGUCCAACUAAGGGCCUUUACUAUUGUGUCAUAUACUUGAGGCCUGGAGACUAUCAUCGCAUACACUCACCUGCAGAAUGGAAUGUCCUUGUCCGCCGCCAUUUUGCAGGGCACCUUUUUCCAUUGAAUGAACGUGCCACAAGAACAAUCAGGAAUCUUUAUGUUGAAAAUGAAAGGGUUGUGCUUGAAGGAUUGUGGGAAGAAGGAUUCAUGGCUAUUGCUGCAAUUGGUGCUACAAAUAUUGGGUCAAUUGAGCUUUUCAUUGAACCAGAAUUUCGGACAAACCUGCCAAGAAAAAAGCUGGUGAAUUCUGAGCCUCCAGAAGAACGGGUAUAUGAACCUGAGGGCAUUGGGAAAGUGCUGAAGAAAGGGGAUGAGGUGGCUGCUUUCAAUAUGGGAUCAACAGUAGUUCUCGUCUUUCAGGCUCCCACAUUAAAGCCACUCGAUAACAGGGACGUCCCAUCGUCAGAGUUCAGGUUCAAUAUCAAGCGUGGGGAUAGAAUCCGUGUCGGGGAAGCACUGGGGAGGUGGCACAAUUUGUAGAAACAAUGAUGUCCUGAUAUUCAUUUACUGUGAGCGGAUGUAGCGUGCAAAAUUUAUCGCUACAGUGAAAGAUGUCGACUAUCAAAAGAUUAGAUAUCGAUUUUUGAUUCUUGAUUACAUAUUUUUUUUUUUUUCCUAAUAUACCAUAGGUUAAGAUGCAGCGGAACCUCUUUUAUUGGGUUUAUUUAGAUUUUAUUAGAAAUUCAUAGUUAUUCUUUUUCCCUCAUUAGCUAUGGCAAGCUAUGUUGUCAGUCUAAUGAUUAUUAGUGUAUUGUGAGCAAUUCGAUGCUUGAUUUACUAAAUGCUUGGCAUAAUUUAGUUAGUUAUUUAAUAA